Drosophila virilis is the source of this 2451-nucleotide messenger RNA. RefSeq lists its product as uncharacterized. The record is from RefSeq and is a predicted model, not a curated record. Gene Ontology annotation, cellular component: stereocilium tip; plasma membrane; stereocilia ankle link complex. Gene Ontology annotation, molecular function: protein binding. NCBI's taxonomy places the organism in Eukaryota, Metazoa, Arthropoda, Insecta, Diptera, Drosophilidae.
AAUUGGCCGGAGAUUAUGAUGAUGAUGAUGUCGUCGGCGUCGGCGUCGGCAUCGACAGACUGCAGCAGCAGCAGCAUGCAGGGAUCGACAACGAGCAGCGCCUCGAGCGACGUCAUGACGCUGACCACCACGGCGGCCUCCUCAUGGUGUGCAAUGCCGGCGAGCACGCGGCUGCGCGUGGUGCGCCUGGUGCGUCCGCAUCAGCGCCGACUGCUGGUGGUGCCGGAGCGCAGCGCCACGUUCGGGUUUGCGGUGCGCGGCGGCAAGGAGCACGGCAUCGGCUUCUUUGUCUCGCACGUCGAGCACGGCGGCGAGGCGCAGCUAAAGGGAUUGCGCCUCGGCGACCAGAUCUUGCGCAUCAACGGCUAUCGACUGGAGGAUGCGGUGCACAAGGAGUUCAUUCAACUGGUGGCCAGCCAGGAUCGGGUCACGCUCAAGGUGCGCGGCGUGGGCAUGCUGCCAGUCAAGGAUCAGCCGGAUGAGCGGCUGUCGUGGAACGUGGUGAAGCUGCCCAGCGUGAGUGGGACGCCCUCGGAGAGCUCGUUCAAGGCGUCGACGGAACGGCGCACGGCCAGCCGGGACAUCAAUGUGGUGCUGCAUGUGGCGCCACGCACCAAACUGGGCCUGGGCAUCUGCAAGGGGCCCGAGUGGAAGCCGGGCAUCUUUGUGCAGUUCACCAAGGAGCGGAGUGUGGCGCGCGAGGCGGGUCUGCGGCCGGGCGAUCAAAUUCUGAGCGUGAACAGCAUCGACUUCUCGGAUGUGCUCUUCAGCGAGGCCGUCGCCGUGAUGAAGGGCUCCAGCAAGCUGGACAUGGUGGUGCGCACCGCCGCCGGCUGUGAUCUGUUUCCCGGCGAAUCGAGCGGCUACAACAGCUCCGCCAGCUCCGUGACCGGCGAUCAGAGUCCCUGCUGGGCGGACGCCAAGUCUAAGCGCCUGACCGCGGUGCGCGAGGAGCCCAGCCAAGCGGCCGGCGCCGUCCACGUGCAGAAGCAGCUCAACAAGACGAUCAUCAAGCUGACCGAGAACGGCACCUCCAUCAACAGCACCUACAUAGCCAAUGCCAGUCAGCAGCAGCAGCAGCAGGAGCAGCUGUCGGUUAGCCGCAGCACCACAAUGCGACGCAGCUGCUCGGUUUCAGCGCCAGCUCCACCGCCGCCAGCGGCAGCUGCGCCUAGCAACGGCAACGCUGCAGCAGCUGGAGGAGGAGCAGGAGCAGGAGCUGGCGCCAGCAACAGCAGCAGCCUCUCCAGUGCCAUAAACGAGGAGCUCAAGAAGCGCAAGGAGAAACAGCAGCAGCAGCAUCUGGUGGGGCAGCGGAGCAGCUGUGGCAGCCACUUGAGUCGCGAUCGCGAUCGGGCCAGAGAUCGCGAUCAGCGAACUGAAGAACGGCCGCACAAUGGCGCCGGCCGCGGCAACGUUGCACAAGUGUCGCACAAGCGCGAACGCAACACAAGCGCUGCCGGUGCAGCGACGGCGACGUCGACGUCAACGUCGACUUCGAAUGCGACGUCGACAGCGGCUGGCGUUGGCGAUCAGCACACGGCGCUGAUGGAUGAAUUUAAGCGCGCGCAUCAGCGCAUGUUCAGGAACGGGUUCCAUGAGAGCGAGCACAAGGAGCGCGGCGAGACGCUGAAGCGCACCUCGAUUAUGCCCGAUGAUAGCUGCUAUCGCAGCAACAACAACAACAGCAACAGCAACAAGAGCCACAAUAAUAAUGGCAACAAUAUUGCCAACAACGGAAGCAAUCGUAUGUCGCUGCUUAACGGCAGCAACAACUACAACAACAACAACCACAACAACAACAGCAACAACCACAACAACAACAACAAGAGCAACAACGUGAAUGGCACGCCGGAAUUACCGCCGCCGCCGCCACAGUUUGCCAAUCCCCAAAAACAACAACAGCAGCAGCAGCAGCCGCCGCCGCCACCGCCGCAGCAGCAGCAGCAGCAGCUGAAGCUAAACAUAGCCAAUGGCAAUGGACAGCAACUGGCCGCCAGGAGCAAGCAGCUGACGUCUCCGUUGUCGCCCGUGCGCAGUCCCAGCAUCAAUGUGGGCGGCUUUCGUGCGCCAGCCACGCCCCAGCCGGACUACGAGGCAGCCAGCGUGCAACUGCGCAGCAAUGGACAGCCAGCAGCAGCAACAACAACAAAUGGCAGUCAGCAGCAGCAGCAGCAGCAGCAGCAGCGACUCACGCUGCGGCAUGGAGCGGUAACCAUAGGCGAGUACGGGGAGCAGCGGGGCAAGCGUGAGACGCUGCGCAAGAUGCCAGCGAAUGCGAAUGCGAAUGCGAAUGCGAUUACGAAUGCAAAUGGCAGCGUCCAGACGAACGGCAUACUCAAGAAUGGCAGCCGCAGCAGCAACAGUUUCGUCGGCAGCAGCAGCAGCUACAACAACAACAACAACAAGCAAUCGAUUGCGUUCAAUUGCCGCCUCUCAUCGCGAGUUUGA